This is a messenger RNA of Cavenderia fasciculata, 1482 nucleotides long. Its product is annotated as DUF974 family protein. The coding region runs from base 1 to 1482 and encodes 493 amino acids. The transcript has 4 exons. Gene Ontology annotation, cellular component: TRAPPIII protein complex. The record is from RefSeq and is a predicted model, not a curated record. Lineage: Eukaryota; Evosea; Eumycetozoa; Acytosteliales; Cavenderiaceae.
AUGGAGAAUAAAGAUAAUCAGUUGCUUAAUCUCAAAGUGAUGAGGUUAAGCAAACCAUUGUUACAAGCAAAUAAUCCUGUACUCUGUGAACGCGAUGAUGUAAUAAGCGAUAUGAUACUACCACCUACUAUACAACCAGGCAACAAUGAUACGAUGGGUGGUGGAAUAGAAGGUCUUGGUAUGACCUCUAUGUUACAAUUACAAUCAGGUUUAAUCUACCUCGGAGAAAUAUUCACAAGUUAUAUAUCACUAAAUAAUCAUUCACCUCAUGAAGUAAAGAAUGUUGAAUUACAAACAACGACACAAAGAAUAUUGUUGUUGGAUAGUGAACCUAAACCCAUCCCUGUAUUUGGUCCAGGUUUCAACUCUGAUUUCGUUGUACAACGUGAAGUUAAAGAGUUUGGUGUAAAUAUAUUAUGUUGUGCAGUUACAUAUGUUACACUUGAAGGAGAAGUUAAAAAAUUUAAAAAGUUCUUUAAGUUUCAAGUUAGUAAUCCAUUGGGUAUCAAGUCCAAGAUUAUAUCGAUACCCAAUACAACGUUUGUAGAGGUGUGUUUGGAAAAUACUACACAGGGAGCACUGCUGAUUGAUACGGUCACCUUUGAAGCAGCCGAUCUCUUUACACAGAGCAAUAUGAGCGAGGUUAAGCAUAGCCAGCAACCAUCGCCGCAGCAACCACCAAUGUUGCAAUUGGCCAACAGCUUGGGAUCGAGUAAUGGCAGUGGGUGGAAGAAAUCAACCGACUCGACCAUCCAAUCGCUCAUGUCAGAGAUUAGAGCGUCGCCAGACAUUGUAUUUUUAAGAGAGGGUAACAGUAGACAAUAUCUCUUCAAGGUGAUGCCCAAGGAUCCAAACGACUUUGAAACAAAGAAUGCAGCGACAUUGGGCAAACUCGAUAUUGUGUGGCGGUCGUAUAUGGGUGAGACUGGACGUCUCAAAACCGCCCAAAUACAACGCAAGGUGUGUCUUGAAGAGGUUGAAUGCAACCUCGUGUCCAUUCCCACCGUCGAGUUGGAAAAGCCAUUCACAGUCACUGCCAAAAUCAUCAACAAAACAAAUCGUAUCCUUCAUCCACUAUUUGUACUAGUUCGUAACAAAAUGGAUGGUAUUUUAAUUAAUGGUCAUUUACCAAAGAUUGGAGCAUUACAAGCAAAUAGUUCGAUUAAUUUAGAUAUUGAAAUGUUCCCAUUGAAACCUGGAAUGCAACAAAUUAGUGGAUUGGCGAUUAAAUUAUUAGAACCGACAUUGGUAGAGUCGGGUGGAUCAAUCCGAGUCAACCCUGCUGCGCCAUCCGCCAACCCACCUCAUUCGGGAUUCGGGUCAGCUGCAGCAGCCACCUCUGCAGGAGUACCCAAGAACUUUUUCGAAUUGGGUGUAUUGGCAGAUGUAUAUGUAGAAAAUAAUAAUAGUAGUAGUAACAACAAAAAUAACAAAACACCUUUCUUUAAAGAGGUUGAUUCAACACAUGUUUUGUUAUCAUAG